Molecule: messenger RNA, 780 nt
Organism: Chaetura pelagica (chimney swift)
Lineage: Eukaryota; Metazoa; Chordata; Aves; Apodiformes; Apodidae
Gene: PROX2
Product: prospero homeobox 2
Exons: 4
Coding region: 1-780 (259 amino acids)
Biological process (GO): regulation of transcription by RNA polymerase II
Cellular component (GO): nucleus
Molecular function (GO): DNA-binding transcription factor activity, RNA polymerase II-specific; RNA polymerase II cis-regulatory region sequence-specific DNA binding
Source: RefSeq, a predicted model, not a curated record
AUGGGUUAUGCACUGGGCUCAGCUGCCCCCAUCCAGGACAGCCAGCUGCUGACCCAGCUGCUGGGCUGCAGCCAGCACAGCUCCUGGCGCAGCAGCUCUGGUGGGACCCUCACUGCUCCGGAGGGGGGUUCUCUGGAGCCCCUCAACUUGCACUGGGGCACUGUCAAGCUGAGGUCGUCUCUUGCGAGACAGCAGCGUCCCCUGGCCCUGAGCCCCGCCGACGUGGAGAGCCUGGCGCUGCUGCCGGGGGGCAGGGACGGCUGCGGGGAGCUGCCAGCUGCGAUGGACGAGAUCCAGGACGCAUUGACCCCCAGCCACCUGAAGAAGGCCAAGCUGAUGUUUUUCUUCACUCGCUACCCCAGCUCCACUCUGCUGAAAGCUUACUUCCUCGAUGUGCAGUUCAGCCGCUGCAUCACCUCCCAGCUCAUCAAGUGGUUCAGCAACUUCCGUGAGUUUUACUACAUCCAGGUGGAGAAGUUUGCCCGGCAGGCCCUGCUGGAGGGUGUUGUGGAUGCCAGUGUCCUCCGGGUCUCCCGGGACUCGGAGCUCUUCCGUGCCCUCAACACGCACUACAACAAGGGAAACGACUUUGAGGUGCCGGGGCGGUUCCUGGAGGUGGCCAGCCUGACGCUGCGGGAGUUCUUCAGCGCCGUCAGGGCAGGCAAGGAUGCCGACCCUUCCUGGAAGAAACCCAUUUACAAAAUCAUUUCCAAACUGGACAGUGACAUCCCAGAAGGUUUCAAGGCUGCAGGCUGUUCCCAGGAACUUCUGCGCAGCUGA